CGCGCACACGUUCGGAGAAGCGAAACCGAAGAGGAAGAAUAAAAGCCGAUCAAUAAGAAUAAACAUUUUGAACGGGUUGCCAAGCGUACAAGGCAAGGCAAAAGAAAACCAGAGUGUACAAAAAUCUUAAGUAGAAGUUCCCAAAUUGUUGUGCUACCAAGAUGAUCACCAAAACUCCCGACUAUAUCAUAUCCGAGCUCGGAAUCUGCAUCACACAGUGGCAACCUUGUGAGGAGAUAUCUUCACCCUGCCAUCAGUACAGAAAUUGCCGCUCGACCAAUUCUUCUACACGCCUCUUGCCGUUGCGCGAAACGCUCAACGAUUACUACAAAAGCCAGUUGGAAGAGCAGAGAGCCCUAAAGAGUAGGGGCUGCAGGGGCAAGAGCAAAGAUGAUGUUGUGGCGCAACAGAAACAGCUGAAGAAUCAAUGGAACGAGCAACAAAAGAAGCAGCAGCAGCAACCACAACGAAGUGGCAGCAACAACAACAACUACAGACUAAUCAACACAAACAAAUGCAAUCAAGUAUGUUGGGGCAACAGCAACAACAACUCAGCAGCAGCAACAACAACAACAUUGGUGACGUGCGAUUUGAAUAGUUUUUGAGAAAAACAAAAACGUUGCCUUCACAACAAUUUCACUUUGGGACUGAUUAAAUGUGCUAAAAAAUAAAUCAUAAAGUUAAGCAACUUUUGCAAAAAAUUUCUAGCUACUAAGAAAAAGUAAAUAAAUAAAUU
Molecule: messenger RNA, 736 nt
Organism: Scaptodrosophila lebanonensis
Lineage: Eukaryota; Metazoa; Arthropoda; Insecta; Diptera; Drosophilidae
Product: myb-like protein F
Exons: 3
Coding region: 162-605 (147 amino acids)
Source: RefSeq, a predicted model, not a curated record